CCCUUGCUGUAGAUUUGAUUGACUGGAAACAUGUCGGUGUGGUGGUGGGAGCGAAGGGAGACGGGGAGUACCUGUACCCAAUCCACACAGCAUCACCUUUAAAAUUAUUAUAUGACGAUGCUUUCAUUUAAUGGAUCCGUUUAUGUUAUUAUUAUGCGUUGGUUUUUUAUUUGAAAUGAAUAAACAACGCUCAAUGGAUUUAUUAGCUGAGGCUUGAUUUUUGUUUGUGUUGUGGAGGUAGCCUACGCUAUCUGCAUAUUGUGUUUGAUGAUAUAGCCCUCAGCAUCAGUACCAGGUUCAAUCAGAAACACCUUGAUGAACCACCACCAGGAAAUACAAGGACUAUUGCAAUGGAGUCGCCUUUCACAUAGAUCACAUCACAUCUCAUCUGUAAACCAAUGUACAUAACAGAAUAUACCACCACGUUUGCUGGCGUUUUGCAGGUCGCUUUAUUACAUGGAGUUUUUUCCACCUUUAUUUUCUGAGUAGAUUUUUUGUUGUUGAAGUACACAUCAAAAAACGACCACUGCUCGCAAGCAAUGGACGAGAAGAAUAUGACAAAAAGCGACGAGCAGCAUCUGAGUUUGCAAAAAGCCUUGCAGCAGUGCGAGUUGGUGCAAAAUAUGAUAGACAUAAGCAUUUCCAGCUUGGAGGGAUUGAGGACCAAAUGUGCCACAUCUAACGACUUGACACAGAAAGAAAUACGAACGCUGGAGGGAAAGCUGGUGAAGUACUUCAGUCGCCAGCUGUCCUGUAAGGUGAGAGUGGCCUUACAGGAGGACACCACUGAGCUACAGGACUUCCCCCGUCUGGGACACUGGUUCCGUAUAGUCAACCUGAGGAAGGAGGUCACUGAGGAGAUGGGUCCAGGCGAUGUGACUCUAGAGGGGCUGUUGGAGAUGAGUGAUGAGGAGGUGUGUGAGGCCAUGGAGAAGUUUGGAGCCAACGACGAGGAGUGUGCCCGGCUCAAUGCCUCUCUGACCUGCCUAAGGAGGGCCCACAAGUCAGAACAACUUGAGGAUGACACAUUGCCCAAUAACGGAGCAGGCAGCCAUGCCAAGCAGGACUGGUCCAUCCAGUGGCCCACCUCCGAGUCCGGCAAGGAGAACACUCCCUUCCCCUCUCCCGAACCCAGCCAGUGGGUCCGCUUCCAGCUCUCCCAAAGCCCGAAGGUCCAGGCCAAGUACAAGCAGCAGCACCACAGCCAAUAUCACAGCCCCCAGGCCUUGCUACCCUAUCCGUACGGCCCCUAUGUCCAGCCAGACCGCCUCACCGUGGACAGCCACCUGGGACUGGGGCCUUCCCCCCCCAUGGACACGGGCCACCGCUCCCUGCCCCCCUCGCCCCGCCAGAGGCACUUUGCCCACACCCCUCCCCGGACUCCUCUGGUGGUCAACAGCAUGACCCCCCCGGGCACGCCCCCCAUGAGGCGCAGGAACAAGGUGAAGGCUCCCGGGACGCCCCCACCCCCCAGCCGAAAGCUCAUCCACCUACUGCCGGGCUUCACGGCGCUGCACCGAUCUAAGUCACACGAGUUCCAGCUGGGAAAUCGCAUAGGUCUGGAAGCAGCUGACACGCAGACACCCAAAGUGAAGCAGAAGAAGUCCAAGCCUCAGCACCUGAAGAUCAACAGUAGUAUGGGGAGCUGUGAGAACCUGCCUACCCAGCGUUCACCCCUACACUCCUCCGACCAUCGCUCCCUCCGUUCCUUUUUCUUCCCCACCUUCAUGCCCUCCACUCCCCCCGUCUACUCCGACGCAAACACUCUCUCAGUGCCUCGCUGGUCCCCACAGAUCCCCCAGAGAGACCUGGGAAACUCCAUAAAACACAGGUUUUCCACCAAGUAUUGGAUGUCUCAGACAUGCAUAGUAUGUGGAAAAGGAAUGUUGUUUGGACUCAAAUGUAAAAACUGCAAGCUGAAGUGUCACAACAAAUGCACCAAAGAAGCCCCGCCUUGCCAUUUGCUGAUCAUCCAGCGAGGAGGGAGUAACCCCCUCAAAGGUGCGACAGACCACCAAGGAAAUCAAGCUCGUUUGGUACGGACUGAAUCGGUCCCAUGUGACAUCAACAACCCCCUCAGGUACACAGACCUGCACAUCAGUCAGACGCUGCCCAAAACCAGCAAAAUCAACAAGGAUCCCAUCCCUGUCCCGUACCAGCCAGACUCCAGUAGUAACCCCUCCUCCACCACCUCCUCCACUCCUUCCUCCCCCGUUCCCCCCCUCCCCUCCAGUGCCACCCCUCCCUCCCCCCUGCACCCCUCCCCACAAUCGGCACGGCUACAGAAACAGUUCAAUUUAACAGCCUCUUCUUACUUCAAAUACAAGCAGCAGUUCAUCUUCCCAGAUGUGGCCCUGGCCCCAGAGGCCCCCAGCAGGGCACCCCAGGUCAUCCUGCACCCUGUCCUGUCUGAGCCGGGAGUCGAGAUGAACCCUUUAAACCCUUUACUACAGAUUGAAGUGGAACCUACAUCAGACAACGAUGAGGUGGAGGAUUCGGAGGAUGAAUUUGAGGAGAUGAACCUGUCUCUGCUGUCGGCCCGUAACUUCCCCCGCAAGGCCAGCCAGACAUCCAUCUUCCUCCAGGAGUGGGACAUCCCCUUCAAACAGCUGGAGAUAGGAGAGCUCAUCGGGAAAGGUCGCUUUGGCCUGGUGUUCCACGGGCGCUGGCAUGGUGAGGUGGCCAUCCGCCUCAUCGACAUCGAGCAGGACAACGAGGACCAGCUGAAGGCCUUCAAGCGGGAGGUGAUGGCCUACCGUAACACCCGACAUGAGAACGUAGUCCUCUUUAUGGGUGUCUGCAUGAGCCCCCCACACCUGGCCAUCAUCACCAGCUUGUGUAAGGGAAGGACCCUGUAUUCGGUGGUCAGGGAUGCCAAAGUCAUCCUGGAUGUCAACAAGACCAGACAGAUCGCCCAGGAGAUGGUUAAGGGAAUGGGCUAUCUUCACGCCAAGGGGAUCCUACACAAGGACAUGAAGUCCAAGAAUGUUUUCUAUGACAACGGCAAAGUGGUCAUCACCGACUUUGGACUCUUCACCAUAUCUGGGGUUCUGCAAGCCGGCAGCCGUAGAGAGGACAAGCUGAGGAUCCCCAGUGGGUGGUUGUGUCACCUGGCCCCUGAAAUAGUCUCUCAGCUCUCCCCGGAAACAGAGGAGGACAAGCUGCCUUUCUCCAAACAGUCAGAUGUCUUUGCUUUCGGCACUAUCUGGUACGAGUUGCAUGCACGUGAGUGGCCUUAUAAGAACCAGCCAGCAGAAGUUAUCAUCUGGCAGGUGGGCAGCGGAAUGAAACCCAAUCUCACACAGAUCGGCAUGGGCAAAGAGAUAUCGGACAUCCUGCUCUUCUGCUGGGCGUUCGAGCAAGAGGAGAGGCCCAGCUUCUCCAAGCUGGUGGAUCUGCUGGAAAAGUUGCCAAAACGGAACCGCCGCCUUUCCCACCCAGGGCACUUCUGGAAGUCAGCUGAGUAUGUCAAAUGA
Messenger RNA from Salmo salar (Atlantic salmon), 3476 nucleotides. NCBI's taxonomy places the organism in Eukaryota, Metazoa, Chordata, Actinopteri, Salmoniformes, Salmonidae. The record is from RefSeq and is a predicted model, not a curated record.